GGAAGUUUCCUGCAAACACGACUUUUCUCUUCUUGUUUCCGUCAUUUCUCUUUUAUUUGUUUUAGUUUUAUAAACUUCACGGACUCGUUCAUUAACUCCACAUCUACAUUCAGAGCUCAUGGAUUUAUUUGAUAAUUUAAAAAAAGCAGCUCGGGACACGUACAUGAAGGUAGACGACCUUAGUUUCCUGUGUAAUCUGCAGAAAUGUAAAAUCAGACACGAAACAGUCUCAGUAUUUGUCACCACAGUUUCACAAUCAUCUGAGAUAUAAACUGAAUUUCACACAGCGGAGGAGGGAUCCGCUCUUUUGUUUUUUCCCACAAUGCAUUUCCUCCAUCUCUUUCACUUUCACUCUUGGAUUAUUUGAGCGUUAAAUUGAAGCAGGAAACGAAGGUGAGAGGAUUUCCUGCUUUCAGUGUCACCAUGUCAGUGGCUCCUCUCCUGCUGCUGCUGUUCCUUCCUUUCCCUCCCUCAUCUGGAGCCCAGCUGCCAAAUCAGAGCCAAUCCAAGGAACCCCCCAUCGCCACCAACGGCCAGCUGUUCCCAUGGGACCGCAUGAGACUUCCCCAAACCAUCUACCCGCUCCACUAUGACCUCUCCAUCCACCCCAACCUGACCACCCUGGACUUCACUGGCCUCGUUCGCAUCGAGCUGGACGUGAUUGAAGACACCAGCAUGAUCGUCCUCCAUGCCAAGAAGAUGCAGAUAUCUAACGUGCUGCUCCUGGCGCCCGAAGGCGUGAGGCCUCUCCAGGUGCUGGAGUAUCCACAUUUCCAUCAGCUCGCCCUGCUGUCGGAUUCCGUGCUGACUAAAGGAAGGAAGUAUGAAGUUCAGCUGGAGUUUGCUGCCAACUUGUCUGACAGCUACCACGGUUUCUACAAGAGCAGCUACCGCACCAGCAGCGGGGAGGUCCGGUUUCUGGCGUCCACACAGUUUGAAGCAACGUUUGCUCGUGGAGCCUUCCCCUGUUUUGAUGAACCUGCUUUCAAAGCCAACUUCACCAUACAGAUCAUACGAGAGCCGCGGCACAUAACCAUAUCCAACAUGCCUAAGGUUAAAACAGUGGAGUUGCCAGGCGGUUUGCUGGAGGAUCACUUUGACACCUCUGUUAGGAUGAGCACGUACCUGGUGGCCUACAUUGUGUCUGAUUUCCUGUCUGUGAGCAAGACCACCAAGCACGGCGUCAAGAUUUCAGUCUACGCUGUAGCUGAGAAGAUCGAUCAGACGGCCUUCGCUCUGGAUGCUGCUGUCACUCUGCUGGACUUCUACGAUGACUACUUUGAUAUUCCUUACCCACUUCCCAAACAGGACCUGGCUGCUAUCCCUGAUUUCCAGUCAGGUGCGAUGGAGAACUGGGGGCUGACGACCUACAGAGAGACGGGCCUCCUCUUCAACGCAGAGAGGUCUUCAGCUUCAGACAAACUGGGUAUCGCUAAGGUCAUCGCCCAUGAGCUCGCACACCAGUGGUUCGGGAACCUGGUGACGAUGGAGUGGUGGAACGACCUGUGGCUCAACGAGGGUUUCGCCAAAUUCAUGGAGUAUGUUUCUCUCCGCGUCACGUACCCAGAGCUGCAAGUGGACGACUUUUUCUUGGGAAAAUGUUUUGAGGCCAUGGAGGUGGACUCCCUCAGCUCCUCUCACCCAGUCUCCACCCCCGUGGAAAACCCCAUGCAGAUCCAGGAGAUGUUCGACGACGUGUCAUAUGACAAGGGAGCAUGUAUUCUGAAUAUGCUGCGGGACUUCCUGACCCCGGAGGCCUUUGAGAUCGGCAUCAUCAAAUACCUAAAGCGCUUCAGCUACCAAAACACAGUCAACAGCCACCUGUGGGAGAGCCUAACCGAUAUCUGCAGCUCAGAUGAUUUGGACGAAGGUCGAAUGAAACACGAAGAUUUCUGCUCCAAACGCAAAGUCCAGUCUGGAGCCUCUAAGUGGUACUCUGGUGAUGAGCUGGACGUCAAGGCCAUCAUGGACACCUGGACGUUGCAGGAGGGCUUCCCGCUGGUCACUGUGGAGGUCAGAGGUCGCGAGGUCAGGCUCAGUCAGGAGCGUUACCUGAAGACGGACGACCCCUCCCUCACUGAAGGAUUCCUGUGGCAGAUUCCACUCACCUAUGUGACCAGCGCCUCCAACACUGUCCACCGCUUCCUGCUGAAAACCAAGACUGAUGUCCUGUAUCUGCCAGAGGAGGUGGAGUGGGUGAAGUUCAACGUGGACAUGUGUGGCUACUACAUGGUCCACUAUGCAGGCGAGGGGUGGAACUCCAUCAUCAGACUGCUGCACCACAACCACACGGCUCUGACCAGCAACGACCGAGCCAGCCUCAUCCAGAACGUCUUCCAGCUGGUCAGUAUCGGGAAGGUGAGGCUGGACACAGCUCUGGAGCUGUCGCUCUACCUGUCCAGAGAGACUGAGAUCAUGGCUGUGACUCAGGGCUUCGGAGAACUUGUACCUCUCUACAAACUGAUGGAGAAGAGAGACAUGGAGGUUCUGGAGAACCAGAUGAAGACCUACAUUGUGGAUCUGUUCCGGGGGCUGAUUGAUCGUCAGGAGUGGUCUGACUCUGGAUCGGUGUCUGAGCGAGUGCUCAGGAGUUACCUGCUCUUGUUCGCCUGUGUCAGGAACUACGCCCCCUGUCUGACCAAAGCCACACAGCUCUUCAACAAGUGGAAGGAAUCUGAUGGCAACAUGAGUCUCCCGGUCGACAUCACCAUGGCUGUGUUUGUGAUUGGAGCUCGAACUCCGGAGGGGUGGGACUUCUUGUUCGAGAAAUACCGCAAUUCGAUGCAAAUGUCUGUCAAGUUCCGCAUGAAAUCCGCAAUGACUGUCACUUCGCUGCAGGACAAGCUCAAGUGGAUGAUGGAGCAGAGCCUCCACGGUGAAGUGAUGAAGACUCAGGACCUCCCAGACGUGGUCGUCGCCGUCAGCAGGAACCUCCACGGCUACAAACUGGCCUGGGACUUUUUCCGAGCCAACUGGCACACCUUCAUCAAGAAGUUUGACCUCGGCUCCAACACAAUCUCAUACAUGGUGAAGGGUGUGACCAACCAGUAUUCUACCAGGGAGAUGCUGCAUGAGGUACAAAGCUUCUUUGGCUCCCUGACCGAGGAGACGGGCUCAGAGAUGAGAUGUAUCCAGCAGAGCUACGAGAGCAUCGAGGACAACAUCCGCUGGAUGGACACCAACCUUCCUCUGCUAAAGGCCUGGCUCGACCGACGCAGCCACAAAGUGCAUGAUGAUUUAUAGUUCCAGGAGAAAGUCUGGUGCGGAUAGUUAUGUUGCUAAAGGCAAGUGUUGGAUGACUUUUAUAUUUGACAACUAGAAUGGCGAAACCUACUGACUACCCAACACUGACUUGAACAACGAAUAAUCCAGUAGAUUAAAAAACAUUGGGAAAAACUGUCAUACUUUGGAAUCGACUUAGUGUGAUCUAUUUUAUUUGACACUCCAAAACUAAGUGACCCAGACAGUGACUUUUUUACACUUCUGUGAAACUAUAGCCUAAAUAAAUACUGUGAUGUGAUGUUCAGAAGGUAAAUAACUGCUGUUCCCAGAUCUAUAAUUAAUACUUUUCAGAUUUCAAACUGAUUUUAAACAUCAAUAUAGCAGCUGAAAACUGUGUUCUGUGUAAAGACAUAUUGAAGUAAUGGCCCUCCUCGUAUUUAGCAAGGGUACGAAGUGUUCAGGUGAAAACGACCACUCUUAACAUUUCCCCUCUGGUUUCUGUGACAAGAAAGUCCACAAACAAAUAAAGAGAUGAAACCAGAGUAGAUAACUGGACUUUUCUGAGAUGGAUUGUCAGUUGAGCUGCUCCAACUUGACUUUUUAUUAUCCUUGAUGUUUAAAGACUGGUUCAAGUAAAAGAGGGAGGCAGAGUUGAGGCUGAUGAAGCAUUUGUGUUUCGUUAAAGAAGUUCAAGAAGCCCCAUAUGUGGUUUCGUCGUUGUGAUUCCAAGAACCAGAGGUUAUGUUAUCGUCGCUGUGUUUCUGUGUGUUAGCAGAAUUAGGCAAAAGCUGCUGCACUGAUUUUAUUAAAACUUAGUGGAAAGGGGGGAAUGGGCAAAGGAAGAACUCAGUAAUUGUGUUGAUAGGGUUAGAGCCUUGGGAGAGGGACGUGCUCCAAAUGCUCUUUGAGUUGGAGGUUAAUUUCUCAAUUUGUUUCUCUGCAACUUAUUGUUCUAUUCAGAGCUGGUUGUAUCUGUCUGUGGCUUAGUGUGUGUUUGUGCUGUGGAUUAAAUCAGAAGUGUGUGUGAGCUUUUAAUUUGAUAACAUUCAAAGAUAAGUGCAGUGAAGCUGGUUUGAAUUUUCACUUUUUGUGUUGCUGAUGUUCAACAGAAGCAUUGUCGGUGAAUGUUGCACAAAAGAAAUGCAGUGCUCUGCAUCUGAUAUUUGAUUUUUCUCAAAUAUCUUGGUACAAAUCUUUCCUUCACAUGAAAAACAAAACAAAACAACAAUAAGACUGGACAUUGACUCAAGAGAACGAAGCCAAAAGAGAGACCUGCUGACCUCCAACAUUCAAAAUGUGAGAACAUCCACAACAUCCACACUGGAAUGACUUCCGAAAAAAGUCGAGAGCAGAAAUAAUUUAUCCUAUUGCACUUUGUAUAUAGUUCUAGUGCCUUGAAGUAACUUUUGAGAUAAAAUGUCUAAAACUUAAAAACACACUGCUGUAAUAUGACAUGCUGCAAAACAUGUUCAACUUUAAUCAAAUUCACCUGUUGGCUGACUUAAGAAAAAGCACUAUUAGGAAAAUGUUGUUACAAAACAAUGACUUAAUUUAUUUGAUUCAAUCUGAAUAUGAUUUUUUGGCUCCAGUCAAACAGGAUUCAUAGCAAAUCUGUUGUUUUCUAAGGAGAAUAUGUGUUGGUUGAAUUUAGUCCAAUAAAGUUGAAAAA
This is a messenger RNA of Paralichthys olivaceus (Japanese flounder), 4891 nucleotides long. RefSeq names its product endoplasmic reticulum aminopeptidase 1b (gene erap1b). NCBI's taxonomy places the organism in Eukaryota, Metazoa, Chordata, Actinopteri, Pleuronectiformes, Paralichthyidae. Gene Ontology annotation, cellular component: cytoplasm. Gene Ontology annotation, molecular function: metalloaminopeptidase activity; peptide binding; zinc ion binding. The record is from RefSeq and is a predicted model, not a curated record. Gene Ontology annotation, biological process: peptide catabolic process; proteolysis.